This is a messenger RNA of Cokeromyces recurvatus, 2209 nucleotides long. RefSeq names its product hsp7-like protein. Gene Ontology annotation, molecular function: ATP binding; ATP-dependent protein folding chaperone; misfolded protein binding. Bases 35 to 2017 code for a protein of 660 amino acids. The transcript has 4 exons. Gene Ontology annotation, biological process: protein refolding; cellular response to unfolded protein. The record is from RefSeq and is a predicted model, not a curated record. Lineage: Eukaryota; Fungi; Mucoromycota; Mucoromycetes; Mucorales; Mucoraceae. Gene Ontology annotation, cellular component: mitochondrion; cytoplasm.
CCACUUUUUUUUUUCAUUCCAAUUUUUUCAUAACAUGUACCACUUGUCAAAGGUCGCCCAUCAACGCCUUUUCCCUACAUUGACACGUAACGUUGGUGUUCUUUCCACUGCUUCUCGUGCUUAUAGCCAGGGUGUCAAUGGCCCUGUUAUUGGUAUUGAUUUGGGUACCACUAACUCUUGUGUAUCUAUUAUGGAAGGCAAGAAUCCCAGAGUCAUUGAAAAUUCUGAAGGUGCUCGUACCACUCCUUCUAUUGUUGCAUUCACUAAGGACGGUGAAUUGUUGGUUGGUCAAGCUGCCAAACGUCAGGCCGUUGUUAACUCACAAAACACUGUCUAUGCUACCAAGCGUUUGAUCGGUCGUCAAUUCAAAGACCCUGCUGUUCAAGCUGAUAUUCCCGCUGUUUCUUACAAAAUUGUCCCUCAUUCCAAUGGUGAUGCCUGGGUUGAAGCCAAUGGUAAAAAAUAUUCUCCUUCCCAAAUUGGUGCCUUUGUAUUGGGUAAGAUGAAGGAAACUGCUGAAGGCUAUCUUGGCAAGAAGGUGAAGCAUGCUGUCAUUACUGUUCCUGCUUAUUUCAACGAUGCACAACGUCAAGCUACCAAGGAUGCUGGUAAGAUUGCUGGUCUUGAUGUGAUGCGUGUCAUUAACGAACCUACCGCUGCCGCUUUGGCUUAUGGUCUUGAUAAGUCCGGUGAUUCUACUAUUGCUGUUUAUGAUUUAGGUGGUGGUACCUUCGAUAUUUCUAUCUUGGAAAUCCAAAAUGGUGUUUUCGAAGUCAAGUCUACUAAUGGUGAUACCGCUCUUGGUGGUGAAGAUUUCGAUUCUGAGCUUGUCCGUUAUGUUGUAAAGGAAUUUAAGGAUGAGUCAGGUAUUGACCUUUCAGGUGAUCGUAUGGCUAUCCAACGUAUCCGUGAAGCUUGUGAAAAGGCUAAGAUCGAACUUUCUUCUACUGUUCAAACUGAUAUUAACUUGCCUUAUAUUACUGCUGAUGCCACUGGUCCUAAGCACAUUAACUCCAAGUUGACUCGUGCUAAAUACGAAUCACUUGUUGGAAACCUCAUUCACCGUACUAUUUCUCCUUGUGAAAAGGCUAUGAAGGAUGCCGGUAUUGCUAACAAGGAUGUUCAUGAUGUUAUUUUAGUGGGUGGUAUGUCUCGUAUGCCUAAGGUUAUUGAAACUGUCAAGAGUGUCUUUGGUAAAGAACCCUCCAAGUCUGUUAACCCUGAUGAAGCUGUUGCUAUUGGUGCUGCUAUUCAAGGUGGUGUCUUGGCUGGUUCCGUUACUGAUAUUCUUUUACUUGAUGUCACCCCUCUUUCCUUGGGUAUUGAAACCCUUGGUGGUGUCUUCACUCGUCUCAUCAACCGUAACACCACUAUUCCUACCAAGAAAGCCCAAGUUUUCUCUACUGCCGCUGAUGGUCAAACACAAGUCUCUGUUCGUGUCUUCCAAGGUGAACGUGAACUUUGUCGCGAUAACAAGCUUUUAGGUGACUUUAACUUGACUGGUAUUCCUCCUGCUCCUAAGGGUGUUCCUCAAAUUCAAGUUGAAUUUGAUAUUGAUGCCGAUGGUAUUGUUAAUGUUAGUGCUAAGGAUAAAGCUACAGGUCGUGAUCAAUCCUUGACAAUUGCUGCCUCUUCUGGUUUGAGCAAUGAUGAAAUUGAAAACAUGAUUCAACAAGCUGAAGCUAAUGCUGAAGCCGAUCGUGCUCGUCGUGAAACAAUUGAAAUGGCCAAUCGUGCUGAUUCCGUUAUGAGUGAAACUGAAAAGGCUAUGGAUGAUUUCAAGGAACAACUUGAUAAGACUGAAGCUGAUAAACUUAAGGAAAAGAUCACUGCUCUUCGUGACGAAACAUUGAAGGCUCAAUCCGGAGAUUCCAGCAUUAACCCUGAAGAACUUAAGGCCAAGAUUGAUGAUCUUCAAUCUAGCUCCUUGAAGCUCUUCGAAAUGGUUUAUAAGAAUCGUGCUGCUCAAAAUGAUGCUGGUGCCACUUCCGAUAAUAACAACGCCAAUCCUCAAUAAAUUUAACAAAUAUCCCCCUCCCAACUUUUAUUUUCCUUUCUACCCCAACCUCUUCCCUAUUUCCUUAAAAUCUUAACUCUUGUUUUUUAUAUUAUACAUAUUAUUUUUCAUUUUGUAGAUUAUUUAAAAAGAUUUCUAUUUACAUGUAGACCAGCACUUUUAUAUAAAAAUAAACAUGAUAAUUCAAAUUAA